AUGUCGCGCAUCAAGACAGCUCAACACUACUCCCGUCUUCUGCGACUCUGGCCCGCCGACGUCCUCCGCCCUGAGCGCACAUUUGCCGCUCAAGUUCUCAUUCCACGUCUUCAAAACGCGCCCUCUCCUGCUCGCAACGAGGAGGCGGAGAUCAAUGCGGCAUAUCUCCUGCUGGAAAACUCCAUUUCCAAACAAUAUCCACUACAGGAGAAGCUGCUACGACCGGCGAGUAAUCCGGACUUCUACACGGAUUUGAAGAGGAAGCUGGCUGAGGCGCCGAAUGAGACGUGGUGGAGCAGCAAGAUGAAGUGGCUGAAGAACAUGGUCAGGUUCAAUUGA
Molecule: messenger RNA, 339 nt
Organism: Ramularia collo-cygni
Lineage: Eukaryota; Fungi; Ascomycota; Dothideomycetes; Mycosphaerellales; Mycosphaerellaceae
Exons: 1
Coding region: 1-339 (112 amino acids)
Biological process (GO): mitochondrial respiratory chain complex III assembly
Cellular component (GO): Cbp3p-Cbp6 complex; mitochondrion
Molecular function (GO): ribosome binding
Source: RefSeq, a predicted model, not a curated record